CACUUGCCAGGAUCUAGGAGACAGUCGGUAGAGAGUCAGGGGUGACGCCGUACUGUUUGAAGUUAGUUUCCAUGCACCUUCCAUGUAGUGAUAUUUCCGUCUCUUGGCUGGACCACGUAGAAGCAUGGCAGGGAACGGCGAUCAGGCAGACGUCCUUCGUGUUCUGGAGUUUUACAGCGGAGUUGGAGGAAUGCAUUUUGCAGCAAAAGCCAGUGGAUUUGCUACCACAGUCGUCAGUGCAUUUGACAUUAACACGUUGGCCAACUCGGUCUACCAGCAUAACUUCUGCAAAACACCGGUUUCCUCCAGGAACAUAGAGAGCCUGUCAGCGGAAGAAUUGGACGCGUUCAAGGCCGACGCGUUCCUCAUGUCGCCGCCGUGCCAACCCUAUACCAGACAAGGCCUGCAAGCUGGCAGCACCGAUCCAAGGUCUCAGAGCUUCCUAGCUUUGCUCGAUGCCCUACCCAAGCUCAAACACCCGCCACGUUUCCUACUGAUCGAGAACGUGAAAGGCUUUGACACAUCUGAGACCAGGGACGAGACGAUUCGAAUCCUGGAGUCCUGUGCAUACAACGUCGAGGAAUACCUGCUAUCGCCCAUUCAGUGCGGAGUACCCAACUCUAGACUGCGCUACUAUCUUCUAGCAAGCCGCAACGUGACCAGUGAUAGCAGCAAUAGCUGUGAUGCACCCAGGCGUGCAGCGUGGCCUCCUGUUCAUACAAUACGCAGUGAGCUGCCACCGCUACGGAGCGUGCCGAUGACGUCACCUCUGCUACGAGAGGCAUGGCUGUCGACUGCAGGCAAUGGCGCAGCACAAUCCGGCGGUGAUCCCGGAGCUUCGCAUACACCACCUGCCAUCAGCACAGCUGCAGCCGCAACUACAUCAUCCAUACCUACACCUGUGUCCACCAAAGCUGAUUGUGCAAGGAGAGGCACUCUUCAGGAUGGCUCAACCGCGGCAUGCGCAUCUCCAUCCUCUCCUGAUGAACCCGACGCGAAACGACCGUGCCAAGCUGAACAAUCUUGUUCCCGGGGAGCAGCCAUGAAGAAUACGGCCACAUCUGGAAGUGCCUCAAGCUGGUGUGAGUGUGGAAGUCAAUUUGCUCCCGAAGCACCUGUUCUGGCGAGGGUGAGAUCUGUGCAAGACUUCUUAGAACAUGGUAUGGCGGAAGGCGAGAUCAAGAAGCUACUACUGCCGGAUAGCACGCUGUCGCAGUAUCGCAAAGUUCUCGACGUUGUCAGUCCUUCCUGUAACCACUCUUGCUGCUUUACGAAAAACUAUGGCCGCUAUCUGCGCGGAACCGGCUCAGUCUUGAAUUGUGCCCGACCGGUUUCAGUGUCACCCGUGGAUUCAAAUUCAACGUCACCACGACCACAUCAAGCUGAAGAGAAUCUUCGCUACUUCUCGCCGCAGGAGGUGUCGAACUUAAUGUGUUUUCCCGCAUCUUUCGCUUUCCCUGAUGAGGUGACGACCAAGCAGCGCUAUCGCUGCCUGGGCAACAGUCUGAAUGUUUUGGUCGUGGCGUGGUUGCUGCAGUAUUUGUUUGAUGGGAGUCUGGUGGCCGCCUAAGCUGCUGGCCUGUGCUCUUGCCAUUGGAGCAGCCGCGAUCUGGCGUUUCUUUGCACGGCCAACUUGAGCUUGAGCGAUGAUCAGUGACGGAUGGUGCAGAGCAUCCUUAUUAGCCGACCGGGCCAUGUGCGAGCAGAUGGGCAGUCAAGGUGUCAGGAGUCGUAGCUGUCGCUGCUACUUCUACAUGCACAUUCUAGCUAAACGUGGGCGCUCCCGGUGAAAGAGACCUGACGGAUAUUUCUGCCCUACAUGUGCGGUGUAACUGGCAACUUCGAAAAAUUCCAAAAGCAGGUGCUUCUCUUCUGCAGUGGUCGGCUGGCCAGUGUGGCAAGGGUGAGCUCUUCAGCUCUGCAAACACGCGCCUGUCAUUGCUUAGCUCCUACCUCAACUUCUUUCUCUCUCGUGGGAGAGUCUCGUAUAGCUCUUGGCCAUCAAUGGUGUGACUCCCUGGGCCGGGGGCCUGCGAACACCCCGCCAUACUCCUGGUGUCCUGCGGUUUUAUUUAUUUUUCUAUCAUUUGUACAUAGUUGUAACUUGUGCGUCCGUCCAGUACUCUGGCAACCAUCAAGAAAAGAAUAGCGUACAACCUGUGGUCAUAGAUUUUAACAGCAUGAUUGCUGAUCAAUAAUAAUUAUUGAGGAUCUUUUGCCAAAGAGGAUAACCUGAUAACUGAAUGAUCGCAACAUAUUUUGAUUCUUGAACUUCACGCAGUCAACAAUAUCAUACCGAUCAUGCCCCGAUGGUACGCGUGCUUAUACUAAGUCUUAGUUAUCAAAUGAAACAAACGAAGAAGAAAAAAAGGUCUCAUUUUA
This is a messenger RNA of Sycon ciliatum, 2382 nucleotides long. Its product is annotated as tRNA (cytosine(38)-C(5))-methyltransferase-like. The record is from RefSeq and is a predicted model, not a curated record. Lineage: Eukaryota; Metazoa; Porifera; Calcarea; Leucosolenida; Sycettidae. The transcript is spliced from 12 exons. Gene Ontology annotation, molecular function: methyltransferase activity. Gene Ontology annotation, cellular component: nucleus. The coding region runs from base 125 to 1570 and encodes 481 amino acids.